AUGAGGGCAUCGACGAGACUUUCACUGCUGCUGCUUGCUGCUCUCCAGCUGGGCUUAGAGGCAUUUCCAUCUUUGGUUCUUCCGACGAGGCAAGGAACUUUGAGUAGUAUUAUUGGUAAGGAACAUCAUCUCGCAGAGAAACCACACAACAGGAGUACCAAGAAGAGCUUGUUCUCCAAGAACUUCUCGCAGCUGGGCCAGCCGGGCGAUAUCACAGCUGAUUCGUCCUCGUCAUCAUCGUCAGCAUCCAUAAAGAAUCAUUGGCGGAAACCCAAGCUACAAGUUUUGCAAGUGACAAGAAAUGGUUUUCAAGAUUCCACUAUUUCUGGCAGAAACGAUGAAACAUCAUCUAUGCUACAGUAUCAGUCUAAUGGCAGCAGCCACGAUGAGAACCGGAUUACUUUCAAAACGCUAACCCUCCAAGAAUACGAAGAAAAGGAAAAACAAGAAAUGGAAUGGAUGAUCGAGACCACAUCCAAGGUGCUGGGACUAGAUGUUCUCGGCGACCCCAGCCGUCUACAAGUUGUCAGCAAUACUACUGCAGCAACCCUCAUGUCCAAAGACCUCACGCGACGUGCUUACAAACUCAUGAGAGCAUGGGCCAAACGAGACAGUGAUCAAGCCCCUCAUGUCGUUGAACUCAUCAUGAAGAGGCUCAUUUCAGAAUUUGCCAUGGGAAACCCAAACGUAUACAUUACCACCAAAACAUACAAUCUACUGUUGGACGCAUGGAGCAAUAGCUCCGACAAGGGAGCCCCAGAGCGAUCCGAAACCAUACUAGGCGAAAUGGAAAAUCAAUGCGACAAUGGAAAUGGAAAGGUCAGACCCAACGCUAGAAGCUACAAUCAUGUCAUGUCAUGCUACGCCAAUCACUGGAAAGGACGCUGCCACUCCAAAGUUCGAGACAUAUUUGAUCGAAUGAUGAACAGAAAUCAUCAAGCAGAAGAAGCACACGAAGGCGAUGACGAUGACACUGAUAGCACCACAAUUUCAGACGUACAACCCAAUCGAAAGUCCUACAAUCUCUUGCUCUAUGCGAUUGCUUGCUCCAAUUCUCUCGCUGAUGCAGGGGAACAAGCAGAAGCCGUUCUUCGCAUGAUGCAACGACAACACGCUGCUUCGGUAUACGAUGAAGAAAACACCUUGAUGAUGGUGGGGCCGGACGUUCAUUCCUACAAUCUCGUUCUCAGAGCCUGGUCCAAAACGAGACGACAAGGUCGCGACGACACGGAACACUACUGGAAACAGAAAAUGCAACAAAUAUUUCAAGAGCUUUUGGAUGACAAAGACAUUCUACCCAAUACAGACACAUUCAAUCACAUGUUGGCAGCUCAUCUCAAAUCGGCAACACCCAACAGUCUGCAGCAGUUUGAUGCGACACUCAAGCAAAUGGAAGAAAGCUACGCAGCCGGAAAUGACUUGGCAAAACCAGAUCGAGUUACUGUCAACACAGUGGUGGUGGCAUAUGCCAAGAGUGGCCUCAAGCAUGGACUCGAUAGGGCGCUGGUUAUCUCGGACAGAAUGGAAACGCAAUACAACAUUCAACCGGAUACGUUUGGCAACAAUAUUCUCAUCGAUUGCUGGAAUAAAUGUGGCCGUACUGAUGCCGCUGAGUUUGCAAUCAGCACUUUGGACAAGAUGGAGCGAAACUAUCGUGAUGGGCAGCUAGAACAAAAGCCUGAUACCGUUACGUUUUGCACUGUCAUUGAUUGCAUUGCCAAAUCAGGAGACGACGAGUCGGGCGAAAAGGCCGACAUGGUAUUGGAACGAAUGAGAGACUUGCACAAGACUUGUGGUGGGGACCCAGCCAACAAUUCAGUCUACAACUCUGCGAUCAAUGCCUGGGCGGCAUCUGACAAGAGCCGACAGGCCAUGAAUCGGGCAUUGGAAUUAUUGGCAGAGAUGGAGAAGAUGCAUUCGGUCGACGAGUUUGUUCCUGCCCCUACCACGGUAUCAUACAAUUCUGUCAUGAAGGUACUCGGUCGUGGGGGCAACAAGGGAGCCCGUCUUUGCGCAGAGAUACUUGCAAAACUGGAGCAAAACGAAUUGGAAGAAACGUCGGAUGUGAUAGCGGAUGCAUUCACGUACACAGCUUGCAUCACGGCGUUUGCGAGAUCGGACCUUCGGGACAAGGCAGAGAGAGCAUACAUGGUAUUGCAACGAAUGCUUGCCGCAUACGAAGCAGGCAACCAACGCGCCCGUCCUAACAUUCGACCUUUCAACUCUGCUUUGAACGCUUGCGCUCAUGUGGAUCCUGAAGGUGAACAAGCUUGCAAUGCGUUUGUCAUCAUGGUGGCGAUCCUCAAUCUGCUCAGUCUUAAAAAGGUCAAAGGGGUCGAGCCAAAUCACACUACCUAUGGUAUGGUGCUGAGAGCCGUUUCGAUCCUCCUUCCGCACAAGGACUCUAGGAGGAAAGAUCUAGUUGAAAGGGUGUUUCGAAAGGCCUCCAAAGAAGGUCAAGUUGGACACCUUGUCUUGAAUCAAAUGAAGUUUGCGGCAAGCUCUGAAGUAUAUCAAUCUCUUCUAGGAUGCGACAAAAACCAUAAACUGUCCGUCAAGGAUCUCCCAGCAUCUUGGACUGCCAAUGUUCAUGAAGAAUCAAAAACUCGACAACGAAAGAAUCCAAUCGACGACAACACCUCAUGA
This is a messenger RNA of Seminavis robusta, 2646 nucleotides long. The record is from the annotation of a GenBank genome assembly. NCBI's taxonomy places the organism in Eukaryota, Bacillariophyta, Bacillariophyceae, Naviculales, Naviculaceae.